AUGUCUAAAGUAAUCCAGGAGGUGCAAUCGUUCCGUGAGAAGAACCGCUCCUCACCUCUCUUUAACCACCUCUCUGCUGUCAGUGAGAGCGUUCCCGCCCUCGGCUGGGUUGCCAUGGAAAAUCAGGAGAGUGCCCAUGGCCUUGUGAUCAGUGACACAGAACUAAAGCAGGUGGUUUAUGCCUUUAAGUGCAACAACAGCACUUUACAGGUGAAGGGGAAGAUUAACUCCAUUAUUCUAGAUAACUGUAAGAAAUUGGGUCUCGUCUUUGACGAUGUUGUGGGUAUUGUUGAGGUGAUCAACUGCAAAGAUGUUAAGGUCCAGGUUAUGGGUAAGGUGCCAACCAUCUCCAUCAACAAGACAGAUGGCUGCCAUGUGUACCUGAACAAGGACUCUCUAUCAUGUGAAAUCAUCAGUGCUAAGAGCUCAGAGAUGAAUGUGCUGGUGCCCAACAAAGAUGGAGAAUAUACUGAGAUCCCAGUCCCUGAACAAUUCAAAACCGUAUGGGACGGUAGCAAGCUGGUCACCACAGCAACCGAGAUUGCUGGAUAAACGACCAGCCUGUGUGAGACCACCCCCAUUGCAGUGUCCUACCUGACUGACCAAUGAGCUUAAACUACAAAAUAGAAUGGAAUGCCAACCAGGUCCACUCUCCUAUCAGCGGCAAUUUUCCUUCAGCUAGUGACAUGACUGCUUGCUUGCCACAAGCACUUGCUCAGUCAGCGGCAGGGCUCCAUUCUCUUCUAUUCCAUUGAUUUAAAACAUUAGCACUUGAAAUUGAUUGCCAACAAUUGAGGUGUUUUCAUGUGUUUUGUUUUGUUGUCUUGCAGCCAUACUAAGCAAAAUAUGAAUGGCCAAUGUGAGGAAGCAAGUCAUUUUAUCAUAUUUUGUAUUUUUUUUUUUUUUCAUUUGUAUUUUCUGGUCAGGAGGCAGGUUUUUUGGGGG
Messenger RNA from Sinocyclocheilus grahami, 945 nucleotides. RefSeq names its product adenylyl cyclase-associated protein 1-like. The transcript has 5 exons. Gene Ontology annotation, molecular function: adenylate cyclase binding; actin binding. Gene Ontology annotation, biological process: cytoskeleton organization; actin filament organization; cell morphogenesis. NCBI's taxonomy places the organism in Eukaryota, Metazoa, Chordata, Actinopteri, Cypriniformes, Cyprinidae. Gene Ontology annotation, cellular component: cytoplasm. Bases 1 to 552 code for a protein of 183 amino acids. The record is from RefSeq and is a predicted model, not a curated record.